Messenger RNA from Lycium ferocissimum, 2799 nucleotides. RefSeq lists its product as uncharacterized. The transcript has 5 exons. Bases 1 to 2799 code for a protein of 932 amino acids. Lineage: Eukaryota; Viridiplantae; Streptophyta; Magnoliopsida; Solanales; Solanaceae. Gene Ontology annotation, biological process: DNA repair; telomere maintenance. Gene Ontology annotation, molecular function: DNA helicase activity. The record is from RefSeq and is a predicted model, not a curated record.
AUGAAAAGAAAUAUUUUUGGAAAAGUUGCAGCUUUUAUGUAUACUAUAGAGUUCCAAAAACGUGGUUUACCACAUGCCCACUUCCUUAUCAUACUUACAAAUGAAUACAAACUACUGACUCCAGAUUCUUACGAUAAUGUCGUUUGCGCCGAAUUACCUGAUUUUACAUCAAAACAGUAUCUGCGGUCGCUUGUUCGGCUACAUAUGAUGCAUGGACCUUGUGGCAACUUAGAUCCAGCUAAAUCAUGUAUGCGUAAACAAGGCUGCGAAUUUAAAUAUCCCAAAACUUUCGCUGAUCGAACAUCAAAAGGAAAGAAUUCAUAUCCGAUUUACAAAAGAAGAAAUACAGGAGAUUUUGUAAAGGUCAGAAGUCAGUAUCUUGAUAACUCGUGGGUUGUCCCUUACAAUCCGUUCUUGCUUAGCAAAUUCAACUGCCACAUAAAUGUUGAAAUUUGUUCGGAUAUUAGAGCUGUUAAAUAUAUUUACAAGUACAUAUGUAAAGGACAUGAUAAGAUUGCAUUUCACAUACAUAACAAUGACACAGAUAUUGAAAUAGAUGAAAUAAAGGAAUAUCGGUCUGCUAGAUGGGUGUCACCACCAGAAGCUACAUGGCAUCUAUUUGGUUUCCCAAUUAACGAAAUUAAUCCGACUGUCUAUCAUCUUCAGCUACAUCUUAAAGGCCAACAAUUUGUUUCUUUUAAAAGUACAGCAAACGUUGAUACAAUUGUAAAUAACCCCAUGAUUAGGAAAACAAUUUUGACAGAAUUUUUCGUUAUGAAUAGAGAAAAUAGUGAUGCUAAACAACUCAAUUUAAUGUAUAAAGAAUUUCCAGGUUACUUUGUUUGGUGGCCGCAAAAUAAGAGGUGGUCCCGUCGGAAAAAGGGGAAUGUUAUUGGACGUGUUGUGACUUGUCAUCCAACAGAAGGAGAAAGAUAUUAUUUGAGAUUAUUAUUAAUGAAUGUAAGAGGACCAAAAUCAUAUAAAGAUCUGCGAACUGUUAAUGAGGUACUGUACAAUACAUUUAGAGAAGCCGCUGAAAAAAGAGGAUUGCUUCAUUGCGAUAACAAUUUAACUGAAUGUAUGGUAGAAGCUGUGAGUUAUCAGAUGCCAUGUAGCUUGAGACGUUUAUUUGCAACAUUAUUGGUAUAUUGUAAUCCUGCUAAUCCAAAAGAGUUACGGGAGAAAUUUGAGACUUCUAUGUCAAAAGACUUCAAAAAUUUCCCAAAAACUGAACCAAAAAGUAUUCGAUAUAAAGUUCUGGAUAAUAUUAAUGACAUCUUAUAUUCAAUGGGACACAACAUUAAUGAUUAUAGACUAAUUCCAGAAAAUUUCAAGCCUUCUGCAGCCGCAAAAGAAGCUAAAGAAAUAUAUUUUGAAAGAAACAUAACUGUUACUGAAGAAGAAUUAUUAUUAGAGAAAAGGCUAAACAUCGAACAACGAGCAGCAUAUAAUGUGAUCAUGGAUAGAAUAUUUUCAGAAAAACCAGGAGCUUUUUUUAUAGAUGGUCCUGGAGGAACAGGUAAAACUUUUUUAUAUCGAGCUUUAUUAGCUACAGUGCGAUCUAAAGGAUUCAUUGCUCUAGCAACAGCAACCUCUGGAGUUGCAGCUUCUAUCCUUCCAGGUGGUCGUACUGCUCAUUCCCGUUUUAAAAUUCCAAUUGAUAUUGAUGAGAACUUUAGUUGCAACAUUACCAAACAAAGCUCACUUGCCUCUUUGAUUCGAGAUGCUAAAUUAAUUGUCUGGGAUGAAGUAUCGAUGGCUAAAAAGAAAAUGAUAGAGACAUUCAAUCUACUUUUGAAAGAUCUAUUGAAUACAAAUGUACUCUUUGGUGGUAAAUUGGUUGUCUUUGGCGGUGAUUUUAGACAAACACUACCAGUUGUUCGGAAAGGGAGAAGGGAUGAUUUCAUUCAUGAAAGCUUAUUAUAUUAUGAUACUUGGGACCGACUUGAAAAAUUGCACUUGUCAGAAAACAUGCAGGCAAAAACGGAUCCGGCUUUAUGUAAAUAUUUGAUGAGAAUUGGAAACGGAAAGGAACCCCUUAACUCUGAAAACAAAAUUGAAAUCCCCAGGUCAUUUAUUGUUCCUUUUACUACUGAGCAGGAAUCUUUGGAUGCAUUAUUUGAAACAACAUUUCCCAAUUUUCAUGAAUUUUUCUAUGAGCCUACUUCGGCAACUUCUCGUGUGAUCCUAACAACAAAAAAUGAGUUUGUUAAUGGAAUAAAUGAUAUGCUUAUCAGUAAAUUCCCAAAGGAUGCUAAAACAUUCGUUGCGAUUGAUGAAACUAUAGAUUCAAGUGAUCAAAGUCAGUAUGAAGAUUUCUUGCAUACUUUAUACCCUGCUGAUUUGCUUGCGGUCGUAGGGAAUUGUGGCGCAAUGAAAUAUACUGCCAACCAAACAAAGCGAUUCCAGGAGGCUAUAGUUAUAGACAACAAGAGAAAACCUUUCUUGUUUAUCAUAUGGGAAGAUAUUGCUGACAACGAAGGAGCUGAGUUACUAAGACAACUAAAAGAAUACCCUGUUAUUAUUGCAAAGCGGAUAGCUAUGACAGAAUUCCGUGGUGGUAUGAACAUACUAUUCCUUGUCAUAGCAACAACUGAUCCAUUUCAUUUAUUAAUAACUUUAACAUACACAGUGCAGCGACUGUCAACAAGGUGUCAGUUUCAGCUUGAAAUCACAGAUGCCAGUGGCACAAUAACAGCAACCGUGUCAGACAGCUUAGCCGAAAGACUACUCUCACUGACAGCUGAGCAGAUAUAUGAGAUCAUCGCUGUCAAGAAUGAAUCGCUGCCUAUUCAAUAA